AUGUUUGGGGAUCACACUCGUUACCAGCCUACCACGCCGCCGGGUGUGCCUUAUGAGGAAUAUCUUGGGUCAGGACAUAGUCGCAACGCAUCUACGUCUUCUAUUUACUCAGCUGAAUCUUCGCCAUGGUCAACCAUGACGGGUAACACUAGUCCUGGUCUCUCGCCAGUUCGGCAUCAUCAUGGCCCGGCACUUUUGCCCAAGAUUCGACCCCAGGAUGUGGUGAUUGAGCCGGUCUCUGCUGGUGGCCCUUUGCGCAAUCGGCGAGUCUUGUCCAACACACGAAAUACUCCUGGUUUUGCGCCUUAUUCCCUCAGCCGUCCAUCUGUUCGGCGAAACCAACCCGAAGCUGGGGAUAGAAUGCCUCUACCAUCUCCCAUUUCACCCAUUAUCAUCACGAGCCCUGUCAGUCAUUCUGCCUUGUCAUCUCCAGUAACUAUCACGUCAAGCAAGCGCAAGAGCUCUGGUCACUGCCGAUCUGUUUCAGCCUCCGGUAUUGAUGCGGCUACUCUAAAUCGGUAUGGAUAUCCUACCUACCGACAGCUCCCAAAAUAUGUGCCGCAUGUGCAGGCACAAACCUGUCCAACUACUCCAGUCACGCCAGUGACACCAAACAUUGUGGUCUAUCCGUCUCAACCCCAGCAACCGAUGGUGGAGGUACCUCGACUUGCUCCCGUACGCACACCACGUCAUCCGUUGACUGUACCGACACCUCAGUACUGCUACAGCCCAGUCCAUGGACCCCAGAGAUCACCAAUGCACCCAAUGACUCCUCGCGAAGACCUCCCUCCCCCAUCUACCAACUUGAUCUCGUAUUUGACCUCUCCCACCCAAGCAGUCAACUUGGUCCGUAACGUCAGCGUCAUCCCUACCCGUGGUAUGCAUGACUACUUCUGGUGGGAUAUCCGUCAGCUUCGCAACUGGACUUCCUUCUCCUUUGCCACUAUUGACGCCAUCCACGGACUCACCCAGCUCCUUAAGACCGAGAUCCCUGGAGCACUUGCUCCUCCAGUAGGCGUUCCCUCCUCACGUCUAUCCCCGGAGUCCGAACCCGGUCUUGUUGCCCUAAUUCGGGACCUUUAUGCGCCUCGAGUCAAUGCAGCAUUAGCUGUUUCCCAAGGCGCAGAACAUCUUCAACUCCACCCAGCUCCGGAUAUCCGUCAUACCGGACACAAAAACCAUGGGCACCCACAUUUCCUAGCCAACUACUCCACAGACACAGAAUGCACCAGCGCAGGACUCCCACGAGGCCGACUCGUAGGCAUAGUCAAAAGCUUCGACAGAUGGAACUCAGCCAUGCGCAAUGAGGCACCACACCGCCGUGUCGAAUACUUAAACGGCCUAGCCCAUCUGCAGCGUUGCAUGAGGGAACAUUCCUGCCGCUAUGGCUUCAUUAUCACCGAAAUCGAACUCCUUUGCGUCCGCGCCGGGUGUGAUGAUGGCUGCGACGUCCCAUAUUUCGGGUACCUCGAAGUCGCAGCCCCAAUCCCACUGAAAACAGCAGCGACAAAACCCCCGUCUGUGCGGGAAGUCCCGGCCCUGGCAACACCCAUCAGCGCACGCUCAUUCUCCGCUUCUUCUCACGGCUCGUCAUAUUCACGGCAUCCGUCACCUGUCCCUGAGUCUGAAUGCUUGGAAGAUCAUUAUCAGACUCCCAUGACAGCAAGCUUGGCGCUGUACUUCUUACUCAUGCUUUCUAAAUCUGUCCCACUUCCAGAUCAACCUUCCGCCCACCUCAACGUCGGCGGUCCGGGUGCCCUUACCCGGCAGCGUACCCUCCCUGAGCCCAAAGAUAAUUGGAUUCCUGAGCCGCAGAUAGGCGAGCGUCGUGACGCUAAGCGGGUUCGGGGAUGGGUUUGGCCUCAGGACGCUUGGCAUCGUCGGGAAGGGGGCGGUGUCCCUCGAUCAACAAGGAACAUCGAUAUAAGGGCGAAGAAGUGGCAUAAAUAG
This is a messenger RNA of Penicillium pulvis, 1950 nucleotides long. RefSeq lists its product as uncharacterized. The transcript has a single exon. The record is from RefSeq and is a predicted model, not a curated record. The coding region runs from base 1 to 1950 and encodes 649 amino acids. Lineage: Eukaryota; Fungi; Ascomycota; Eurotiomycetes; Eurotiales; Aspergillaceae.